Prunus avium (sweet cherry) is the source of this 1546-nucleotide messenger RNA. Its product is annotated as NAD(P)-binding Rossmann-fold superfamily protein. The record is from RefSeq and is a predicted model, not a curated record. NCBI's taxonomy places the organism in Eukaryota, Viridiplantae, Streptophyta, Magnoliopsida, Rosales, Rosaceae.
CCUUAUCAAAUCCUCUGCGACAGUCUCCAAGCUCGAGGACAAUGGUAGCCAUUGCCUGUUGUUUCAGUGGUCUCCCCACGCCAUCAAUAAGACCUCAAGGACUCGUUGGGCAUUUCCCAAAUCUUCAUUGCCCCUCUCUCAAGUUUGCCCAUUUGAGAACUAACUUCAGUACACCCAUGGCCACAACCCCUUUCCAAGUCUCUGCAUCAUCAUCGUCAUCCACCAUUGGUGCACCAGAUGAAGAAAAGGAGGCAGCCUCUUCUGUGAGGGUGGGAGCCAAUGACCUGCUGAUUGUGGGGCCAGGAGUUCUCGGGCGCUUAGUGGCACAAAAAUGGCGGGAGGAGCAUCCUGGGUGUGAAAUACAUGGGCAAACAAUGACAGUUGAUCACCAUGAGGAGUUGAGUAAGGUGGGUAUUAAUCCAUGUUUGAAGGGGACCAAAACCACCCACAAGUUUCCUUAUGUAAUCUUUUGUGCUCCACCAUCAAGAACCUCGGAUUAUCCUGGUGAUGUUAGACUGGCUGCAUUGAACUGGAAUGGUGAAGGUUCUUUUUUAUUUACUUCAAGCUCUGCACCAUAUGACUGCAACGACAAUGGUCCAUGUGAUGAGGACACUCCAGCAGUGCCAAUAGGGAGGAGCCCCAGGACUGAUGUCCUUCUUAAAGCAGAAAAAGUAGUGCUGGAGUUUGGGGGUGUUGUUCUCAGAUUGGCGGGGCUUUACAUAUCCUUUAUGAAAGUCGAACUCCGAAAGAUUAUUUGUGCAGUAGAGGAAAGCUUUCACAGGUUUGGGUGCAUCUUAGUAUUUUUCAUAUUUGAAAGUGACCUUAACUAUGCCUACAAAUCAGAUAGAGGUGCACAUGUUUAUUGGUUACACAAGGGGAUCGUAGAAACUCGUCCAGAUCACAUCCUGAAUCUUAUACAUUAUGAGGAUGCGGCUUCCCUCUCUGUUGCAAUCUUGAAGAAGAGAUUACAUAACAGGAUCCUCUUGGGUUGUGACAAUCAUCCAUUGUCCAGGCAAGAAGUAAUGGACUUGGUUACUAAAAGUGGGAAAUUUUCAGGAGUGUUUGAGGGUUUUACAGGAACUACUGAUCCUUUGGGCAAGAGAUUAAACAACUCAAAAACUCGUGAAGAAAUAGGGUGGGAACCAAAAUACCCCAGUUUCUCUCAAUUCCUUGAGAGUAUUUGAUUUACUACUAGCAUCUAUCUGCAUUGUUGGGAUUGGAUUUAGUGGUGGGAAGUAUUGGUUUAAGUUGACCCAAGUAAUGUUUGCCAUGGAGCUGCUCAGGGUCUUACAUUUGGAAAUACUUGCUGCAGUGGGCUCGCAUCUGUAGAGAACUGACAAUGCUUAACCUCCUCAGUCAGAAUUAUCUGGCCAUUGAAGCUCUGCGGCGAUGUCGAACAUUAAACUUCAUGUAUCUGUGUACGGGCAGCUGAUAUAUAUAAUUGGUCCCAAAUUCAAUGUUGGACCAGACCAUAUAAAUCUCUCAAAUGCAUGAACACUUUUGUGAGUAAGUCUUUCUGCUACAUAAGAUAUAUUCUACUUGCUUA